Papaver somniferum (opium poppy) is the source of this 1784-nucleotide messenger RNA. Its product is annotated as CASP-like protein 5C1. Lineage: Eukaryota; Viridiplantae; Streptophyta; Magnoliopsida; Ranunculales; Papaveraceae. Gene Ontology annotation, cellular component: membrane. The transcript is spliced from 4 exons. Bases 270 to 746 code for a protein of 158 amino acids. The record is from RefSeq and is a predicted model, not a curated record.
AACAAGAAAAAGCAAGAGUCCCCAACAAGUGUCACUAGUGACGGGUGGAGUGUAAGAUGAAAACAACCUGAACCGCACAAAAUUGCAUUAAUUCGUGUCUAGUGAUCUACUCUAGUUUACUCUUCCGAUAUCAACAUCGACCAAAAAUCAACCAAAAAAUACAGAGUAGAAAAGAAGAAAACAGAAAGUAUUGCUUAUAUCUUAGUUUUAUUCAGAGUUUUUGCGGAAUUCGGAUUGAUGGGAGAUGUGGCACGAAAAAUGAAAGAUUGAUGAACUGCUUCUGUUGGGUCAGAGGCGAUCACAGCCUAGGACCCAUCAUCGCCAUGGAUGAACUGUUGUUACCUGGGUCACUGGGAACGAGUACAAGCUUGACGCUACGAUUGGGACAAGCUAUUUUCUCUUCUGCUUCUCUGUUGUUUAUAUCUUUUGGUGUUGAAUUUUACAGCUAUACUGCCUUCUGCUACUUGGUAACAGUCAUGGGUUUAGUGCUUCCAUGGAGUUUUACACUGGCAAUGGUGGAUGCAUAUUCGCUUUGUGCAAAGUGUCCUCUUCGGCAACCAGGAAUUCUGUGGAUCAUUAUAAUGGGAGAUUGGGUUUUAUCAAUUCUUGCCUUAGCAGCAGCUUGCUCUACGGCUGCGGUGAUGGAUCUCUUGCUCCAAAAUGAUGGAAGCUAUUGUCCUCCAAAGUUCUGCAGCAGAUUAUGCUAUAAUGGCCGAUCAGCUAUUCAUUCUAUUGACAACAUCUGAUCUUGGCACAAGAAAUGCUGCUAGGCCAGCCAGGGGGAUGAAUGCACCUGUCGUCCCCUUCCUCCCGAUCCCUGAAGAAUCCCGAAGGAUCUACAUCUUCUGCAGGAAUAUAUUUGGUGGUCAUUAAACAGGCCUAAAACAUCUCCAUUUUCUGUCUGGCAGUUGCAUCUUCGAAGCAGUAAGAGUGCAAAACCCUCCUUGUGAAAUAAAACUAGUUUCCUUCAAGUGCAGAUUUGUGAAAUUAUGGCUGGUAUCUCAAAUUGUCACUAUCAUAAAACCUAUGGCUGGUAUCUGUAAUUGUCACUGUCAUAAAACUCCUAGACAAGAAGAAGUGGAUGAGUAAAUGCUUAGUAGUAUGGGGUUCCCACAACUCAAACUUUGCAAUAUGGUUGAACUUUGCAUCUUUUUCUAUCCACUUACUCCAACCCUACCAGUUCUUGUACCACUGCAAACCAUUGACAAGGAGCAAUGAAUACUUGCAAAGUUCGGCAGUAACUAGUCUACAGUUGCGUAAAAUAUGCUUCCUCAAGAGUUCAGAAAUCAUUAGGAACGGAUUCCACUUAUUGUGGUAACAUGAAGUAAACUAGUACGACCGUUGCCACGGUCGAAGGGCCGACCGAAGAAGAAUCUGAAGAUGGGGUUUGUCUGCGACUAUUUUUGUUCCGUUUAAGAAAAGGUGAUACUUUCACCCUGUUCAGAAAAAGUGAUACUUUCGCUCCGUUUUAGAAAAAGUGAUACUUUCUCCCUGUUUCGACAAAAAUGAUACUUUCUCCUCGUUUUGGAAAAAGUGAUACUUGCACCAUGUUUUUCUGAAACGAAGCCAAAGUAUCAUUUUUUCCGAAAGGGGCGAAAGUAUCACUUUUUCUGAAACGGGAUGUGAAAGUACCACUUUUUAUGAAACGAAAAAUUAGUCGAUCCAUAAACCAAAAUAUGAUUGCAUGAUGUGUUAUGCACCCUUUGUGCUGGUUUGCGUAAUGGCUAUGCAUUCAAUUUUCGAGAAUUGUGCCUAAAAUGAAAAUAUCGUUUUUCUGGGGAGUA